AUGGACCUCGUCAAGCCCCCGGAACCGCUGCAACUGUCCGGCAACAUCUGGAAAAACUGGCUGGUAUUCAAGCAGAAGCUGCAGCUGUUCAUCACCGCUACGGGACCGGAGAAGCCCCGCCCAUCGGCCGUAAAAGCAGCGAUUCUUCUGAGCACCGCGGGGGACGAGGCGCUCGAUGUCUACAACAACUUCUCGUUUGCCGAAGAGACCGAGCCUUUCGAGCGGUUCCUACGGGACUUAAAAAAGCAAGCAAAGCUGUGCAACUUCGGUACGCUUGAAGAGUCCAUGAUCAGGGAUCAAGUGGUGUUUUGGACAAAUAAUGCGAAACUUCGAGAAAAGUUGCUGAGUGACAAAGACUUAAACUUGCAGAAAGCAGAAGAAAUUUUCAAAGCCGCUGAGCUUGCUGCCAUUCAGAGCGCAGCAUGGUCAAAUGAAAGCCUGCACGUUGACGUUACACGCCGAACACACCGCACGAAGUUUGUGAAUGGAACUCGGUGUCAAAAUUGUAACAAGGUACAUGCCCCCGAGCGGUGCCCGGCGUAUGGAAAAACUUGUUAUGCAUGCAAGAAACGAAAUCACUUCGCCGCAUGCUGCAACAAUGCGCGGAGGAUAAGCGAGGUUCACAAAGCCGAAGAAAGCGAUGAAAAUUUUGACAUCUUGGGCAUCAGCAUUUGCGGCGUCACCGGAGAUAUAGGAGCGGAUUGGAUGGUUCGCGGAAAAAUAGCCGGUCAGGAGAUACAAUUCAAGGUAGAUACCGGGUCUCAGGCAAAUUUGCUGCCCCUAACCCUGUUCAAUCGAAUCGCCCACGUAAGCACUCCGCGAAAGAGCGCCGCUGUCCUCGCCGCCUACAACGGCAGUACAAUCAAACACGUUGGCGUGGCGACCGAAGAUCUCGAGAUAAACGAAGCACAGCAUUCGGUCUCGUUCUUUAUCGUGAAAAGGGGGCGCCAAGCCAUCCUUGGCUUAAAGACAUGCCAGCAGUUUGGUCUGGUACCGGUGACAACGGACGCCGUGAAGGUAGACGAUGAGCAAACGAAAUUCCAGCUUGCAUUUCCUGACCUCUUCAGCGGCACCGGCUGCGUCAGGCGAGCCUACAAAAUGGUGCUACGAGAGGAUGCCGUUCCAGUCGUGCAGCCUGCCCGCAGAGUACCCAUAGCGUUGAAAGGACGCCUGCGACAAGAACUGCAACGAAUAGAAAAGGCCUCAAUUAUCGUCAAGGUGGAUGAACCAACUGACUGGGUGAACCCCCUGGUAGUUGUGCACAAGAAGGAUGGUACCCUUCGCAUUUGCAUGGACCCUAGAGCAGUGAACAGGAGCAUUAAGCGGGAGCACUAUCCUAUGCCUUCACGAGAGGACAUAGAGAGCGAGCUGGCAGGAGCACAAUACUUCUCCCAGCUCAACGCUAAUGCCGGCUUUCAUCAGAUUCCUUUAGAUGAGGCCACUUCACGAAUAUGCACUUUUGCGACACCAUUUGGGCGGUACCGUUUUUUGCGUCUGCCUUUCGGAAUUUCCUCAGCCAGCGAGGUGUUCCAGAAGACUCUAACAGAGAUGUUCGAAGGGCUGCCGGGAGUGCGCGUCUACGUAGACGACGUUUUAAUAUGGGGCGACUCAAAGGAAGAACACGACGAACGCGUCAUCGCAGUACUAAGGCGGGCGCAAGAGGAAGGGCUGACAUUUAAUCCAGCUAAAUGCGUGUUCUGCACCACGCAGGUUGCAUUCCUUGGAGACGUUAUCGAAAGAGACGGAAUUCGUCCUGACCCCGAUGUAAUCGAAAGCAUCCGUGCCAUGCCAGCCCCAAAAGAUAAACAGGGUGUGCGCAGAUUACUCGGGGUUGUGAACUACUUUCGGAAAUACCUGCCAGCUUUGAGCGACAAAACGGCGUUGCUGCGUAGCCUGGUGAAAGAAGCGUCGGUGUUUGAGUGGACAACAGCGACAGUCUUCCUAAGGCAGGCCACUACCACCCUUGGAAGCCGGAAAUGUGGUCCGGAUGAAACAUGGAAGCUGGUCACGCCGAGCGAAAGUGGUACAAGAGACUGCACCACGAUCAUACGUGAUGUGCACGUGGUCGUUCUUCACGUUGGCACUAACAAUGUCCGCGAAGAACCCCUUGUGCUGAUUGCCAGGUUCCGAUCACUGAUCUCCGGAAUUCUUGAUGUCAAUCCGUCAAUCCGUGUGGUAGUGUCUGCAUUUCUGCCGAGACAAGCGAGUUUGCGCAAAUGCCAGUGGGCGCUGUCUGUCGGAGAAUUGGAGGCGUUACACAUGGAUGCCGUGGAGAUGAAUGCCAUUUUGCAGGCGCUGUGCCACAAGAACGGCUAUGGUUUCGUGCACGGCACACACGAGCUGAUGGGGAUGCUGAAGGCUGACGGUGUGCACGUGACGAAACGUGGUAGCCAGCAGCUCCUCUACUCAGAAGGGCAGAUUAAGCAAGCUGACAAGAACUACUAA
Molecule: messenger RNA, 2445 nt
Organism: Rhipicephalus microplus (southern cattle tick)
Lineage: Eukaryota; Metazoa; Arthropoda; Arachnida; Ixodida; Ixodidae
Source: RefSeq, a predicted model, not a curated record